AUGCCUGCACCACUUGCCAAAGGUAUCAUCGUGACGGUCUCGGUUUUAGUGGCUGCUGGGGUGGCUGUCUACCAGUCCCCACAGUUCCAACAGUGGGUAACCAUUUCUCGACGCAAGAUUGCCUUGGCCUUGCACAACCUGGGCGAUGAGAUCCAGCCUGGUGACCAGAUCCGCCGAGAGGAUAUCUCUAUGACCGAGGAGGCCGGGGACGCUGCAGUGGAACGCAGACGGAUUGCUCGUGCAGAUAUUAUGAAGCGGGGUGUUUUGCUCGAGUCUCGACGAAAGAUAAGAGAGUCGCAGGAACCGCUCAACAGCUUCGACACUCUUGUAGACAGCGACGGUAAUCUACAAGUGCCAGAGAAUGACCACGGUAUCAACCCUGUUGGCACCUCAACUGGAUUUGAUUCAGGCUCUCAGCCUCGCCGUCGAGGUGAAGCCACUACCAUGAGCCAAGACCUCCAUGUCGAUAUUCCCUCAGAGACCGCAUCGAACCAUCCCUCGGAAUCUGUUGUCCAGCUGACUCCUACUUCAUCUGCGCCGGGGGAGACUCUUUUUGACCCAUUCUCUGAUUCUCCGGUCAGAGGCCAGUCACCAAUGUCUGCUUCAACUUCCAGCCACACGGAAGCCAGCCAACAGAUCUACUACGCCCAUCCUCAUUCGGGGUCCAAUAUCACGCAGCCACAAGACCUGCUCACCGAUCUUGACGACUUUGCUCAAGGAAAUCAAUUCCAGCAUCCUAUUUCCUCUGCCCCAUCUACCGCGGGCAGCUUCAGUCACGUCGGUGGAUUCGACGCUUCAUCCGAUGGCACAUUGAGUGACCUGGGCGCUUGCUCGGUAGGAGACAUCAAUACCCCAGCCAGCUGGUCUGAGGUGGGAAGUGAAAUCAGCAACGACGAUGCAGGUCAUCAUGAAUUGCUGUAA
Messenger RNA from Penicillium cinerascens, 921 nucleotides. RefSeq lists its product as uncharacterized. The record is from RefSeq and is a predicted model, not a curated record. The coding region runs from base 1 to 921 and encodes 306 amino acids. The transcript is spliced from 2 exons. Lineage: Eukaryota; Fungi; Ascomycota; Eurotiomycetes; Eurotiales; Aspergillaceae.